CAACCGAUGUGCUGAUUGACAAAGAGACCGAGAGUCUUAUUAUUUGUGAUCGAGGAAAUCGACGAGUUGUAAGAUGGUCUCGUCGUAGUGGCACAACUAGAGGAGAAAUCCUCAUCGACAACAUCCAAUGUUAUGGAGUGGCCAUGGACAAUCAGAGAUAUCUCUAUGUCUCUCUCCGUGAAAACCAUGAAGUAAGACGAUAUCAAAUAGAAGCAGACAAGAAUGGAACUCUUGUCGCUGGUGGAAAUCAUGAAGCUGCUGAUCUCAAUCGACUCUGCUAUCCGACUUACAUUUUUGUCGAUCAGCACCAGACCGUCUACGUGUCAGAGGGCUGGAAUCAUCGUGUAAUAAAAUGGAGUAAAGGUGCAAAAGAAGGAAGUGUCAUCGCCGGGCUCGACGGCUAUGGGAAUGCUCUGACACAAUUAAAUAGUCCUAGCGGGCUAUUCGUCGAUACUUUGGAUACUCUCUAUGUGGCAGAAUCGGGGAAUUAUCGAGUAACGCGUUGGCCUGAAGGAGAGAAACAGGGCACCGUUAUUGUGGGUGGACAUGGUGGAGGAGCAAAAGCACAUCAGCUCUUAUACCUUGAUGGUUUGUCCUUCGAUCGUCAUGGCAAUCUCUAUGUUGUUGAUAGGGGAAAUCAUCGUGUUCAACGAUUUUCUAUUGAAUAA
Messenger RNA from Rotaria sp. Silwood2, 668 nucleotides. NCBI's taxonomy places the organism in Eukaryota, Metazoa, Rotifera, Eurotatoria, Philodinida, Philodinidae. The record is from the annotation of a GenBank genome assembly.